CACCAACAUCUCCAUCACCCCAAAUCCAUUCUUACAAUGGCUAAUUCCUUCCACGGUCUCCCCUUACUAUUUAUGGCAACUCUAAUCUGCUCCGCCGCCGCCCAAAACGGGUUGACUUUCCCAAUCCGGCAUGACCCGAAAACCUCCCAAUUUUACACGACUUUCCAAAUGGGCAGCAAACCCACCGCCGUCACCGCCGUCGUUGACCUCGGCGCACAAUUCCUCUGGUUCUCCUGCGACGCCUACUCCUCCGCCACCUACGCCGCCGUCCCUUGCGGCAGCGCCGCUUGCGACCUCGCCCGCGGCAUCGGCUGCGUCGGCUGCAACGGCCCGGCCCGGCCCGGAUGCACCAACGACACCUGCGGCGCCUCCCCGUUUAACCCCUUCAUGAACGUCAUUCUUUCCCAGGGGUAUUACGAGGACACUUUGUUGUCCGGCGGCGCCGUCGCGGCGCGGCGGUUCAUAUUUUCUUGCAUGACGAACGACUACCUCGUCGGCCUCGCCAGGGGGGCCACCGGCAUGUUGGGUCUCGCCAGGACAGCAAUUUCAAUGCACAAACAGAUCGCUGACAAGACCGGCCGGCCGGAUAAAUUCUCCCUCUGUUUUCCGGCGGCCGGCGCCGGAAAACUGACGAUCGGAUCGCGGCAAUCGGAAUAUUCCGGCCCGCUCAAAUCGACGGCGCUGAUCAUAAACCCCGUCAGCACGGCGCCGAUUUACACAGAAGGCGACGCCUCCGAUGAGUACUUCAUCGGCGUCAGCGCCGUCGCCGUCGCCGGCGAGGUCCUGCCGGUGAAAAGCUCGUAUUUCACGAUCGACAAAAAUGGCGUCGGAGGUACGAAGAUCAGCACGAUACAGAACUACACGGCGGUCCAUACUUCGAUUUACAAGCCGUUGGUUAGGGCGUUUAACAAGGCGGCGGCGGACCGGAAAAUCAGGAGCGCGGCGGCGGUGGCGCCGUUCACCGCCUGUUACCGGUCGGAGACGAUUUCCAGGGGGGGCGCCGGCGCCGGCGAGCUGAAUUUGCCAGCGAUCGACCUGAUUCUGCCCGGAGAAGAUGUUUAUUGGAGAAUCGGCGGCGGGAAUUUGAUGGUGGAGGUUGAUCGGAAAACGUCGUGCCUGGCGGUGGUGGAUUCCGGGCGGCGGCCGCGGACGGCGGUAGUGAUCGGAGCGCAUCAGCUGACGGAGAAUUAUUUGGAGUUUGAUUUGGUUUCUUCUGUGGUUAAGUUCAGUUCUUCGCUUUUGUCGCAUAACACGAGUUGCUCUCGAAUUUAAAAUUAAUUAAUUAAUUAAUGGUCAUUAAUAAUUGUAGUUUUAUUUUUAAUUGCAAGUUUAAUGAAUAAAGAAUUCAAGAAUUUGGACGGCUCA
Andrographis paniculata is the source of this 1365-nucleotide messenger RNA. Its product is annotated as probable aspartic proteinase GIP2. The transcript has 2 exons. The record is from RefSeq and is a predicted model, not a curated record. Bases 37 to 1272 code for a protein of 411 amino acids. Gene Ontology annotation, molecular function: aspartic-type endopeptidase activity. NCBI's taxonomy places the organism in Eukaryota, Viridiplantae, Streptophyta, Magnoliopsida, Lamiales, Acanthaceae. Gene Ontology annotation, biological process: proteolysis.